AUGUGGAAAAGACCGAAACACCCAGGAGCGUGUCACGAAUGCCGCAAAAGGAGGCUUAAGUGUGACGAAGCCAAGCCUCGCUGCUUGAAGUGCGAGAAGAACAGGCGUGUUUGCCCAGGAUACACCAACUGGUCGGAGCUUGCUGUUCGUGACAUGACAGCAUCGACGAUUAGUCGGUUCCACGGUGCGAAAUCCAACGCAAGUAAUGGCAGUACCAGAUCUAGGGAAGUGGCUGAACGCCAUUCUCUUAACUUUGGGCAAACAGGAGACAGACCGGAUGCGUCAUCGCCCACUUCUAACGCCAAAACCUCAACGAUUUUGAGAAACCCCAUCGUCCCCCUUGAGGACCAAGCUCUCUGCUACCUCCGAUUGCACUUCAUUGAUAGCUUCUCCCAGGGUCUUGACCCAGGAUACUCCCAUGUUUUGCGUCUAGUCUUGCAACUUGAUAAAAUGGGCGACUAUCUGUCCACCUGUGUAUCAGCUGCUGCACUGGGCGUCUUUUCCACUCGGCCAAACGCCAAAGUAGUCGAAGUGGCAGCUCACAAGAUGUAUACCAUUGCCCUGUCUCGAAUUAACUUUGCUAUCAGAGAUCGGCAUGCGGUGGAGGACGAUAGAAUCUUGGCCUCAGUUCUGAUGCUAGCAUUCUACGAGAUCUUUCGGUCGAACAAGCUUACAGGUUUCUAUAAUCAUAUAUUCGGUGCAGCCUCUAUGAUAAAAUCCCGUGGCGAACGCGUGGUCCAUGACAAACUUACCGCGGAACUCUAUCUUCUCGUACGAUAUGAGCUGUGUAGGACAUCUAUACUUGGCUUCGCGACGCCUUCCAACGCUGAUCUUGGCAUGUGGCUCAAGUGGAGGAAUACUGUCAGCUAUGCGACGUUCUCGCCAACCUACCUCUCCGCAGUAGGCCAGUACUCGGGCGGUGAGCUUGAUCACCUUGUGCGCUCCAGAAUGGAUUUUAUCAUUACUGGCAACCCCAUCACGGAGACAAUCAACAGGGAUGGUUUUCCAAAGGAGCCCAUCGCAGCUCAAGGUCUGGUGAAGAUAGCAGUGGAUUAUAUCAAAUAUGUGAUAGAUGGCUUUACUGAUAUGGAGACAGAGGGAUUCGUGACGCAAGGAUCAAGACCCCUUCGCCUGCCAUGUCCCAUCCAGCGGGACUCAACCUAUCCCGGAGCGUAUCCAAAUACACCGAUCUACGUCUAUAAGACCGUCCACCACGCGAGCUUUCAUCUGGCUAUAUGUCUGGCGAGGGUAUCAUGUUUUACCCACCUGAUGGCCUUGACUUCCCAGCUGGGAUGCUCAGCUCGUGUCGAACAAAUGCCUGUAUAUAAAGUUUUGACCCGGCGCGUGCAGGAUGACAUUGAGACAAUUGUCAGCAGUGUACCGUUCGUAUGCGGUUGGACCGCUGAUGGUGUACAAGCUUUCUCAGGGAGUUCUGAAAGCAGCGAAGCUACGUUGCCGGCCCUGGCAACAUCAUUCGCCACAAGCUUCGUUAUAUGGGCGCUUAUUGGCCCUGCAACAUGUCCACUGGCAACGGAUAACCAGAGAACCUACUUGAUGCACAUGCUACGAUACAUAGCGAACGUGCGCCGCGUCCGCCAAGCAGAAGCGCUACUUGAUGUCACUGCUCAAACUACAACGAGAUUGACGCUCUCUCGGUGGCAUCACACCGUACUCACGCCAGGAAAUGUCAACAUCCCUGCGUCUUGGAUUGGACAAGGCACGAGCCUGGAAGCAGAGAUAUACCGAAGUUCACAAGAUCUACCCUCCUCAGGUACCAAGAACUAG
Messenger RNA from Neoarthrinium moseri, 1785 nucleotides. RefSeq lists its product as uncharacterized. Lineage: Eukaryota; Fungi; Ascomycota; Sordariomycetes; Amphisphaeriales; Apiosporaceae. Gene Ontology annotation, biological process: regulation of DNA-templated transcription. The record is from RefSeq and is a predicted model, not a curated record. Gene Ontology annotation, molecular function: zinc ion binding; DNA-binding transcription factor activity, RNA polymerase II-specific. The transcript is spliced from 4 exons. Bases 1 to 1785 code for a protein of 594 amino acids.